AUGUCGUCAUCAGCGGAAGAUGGGACUGAAGCUCCCCCCCGAUUCGAGCGCGAUCGUCACGUGUUUUACUUCGUAAACUGUCUCAACGGUCUUCCCGCCGCGUACGAGUCGCAGGAGAGCAACCGGCUCACGUUGGCUUACUUUUGCAUCGUCGCUUUGGAUCUUCUGCAAGCUCUUGACAAGGUGGAUCGUCAGAAGAUUCUCAACUGGGUGCAUUCCCUGAAGGUCCUGGACCCUGAAAUGAUUCAGGCGAAGAAGGCUGGUGGUAACCCUGUGACAAAGCCUGUCGCCACCACCACUCCCACUCCAAUCGCCGAAGCUGCUGCUUCCAUCUCAGCACUUUCUGUGCAACCUGGUGCUGACGUGUCAACUUUAUCCAUGCAAGCUGGUGCUGACAUGGCUCCAAGAAACAGCAGCAGCAGCAUGGCACGGGAACUGGAAACAACAGCAGGGUGUGGCAGCAGCAGCAAUGGUCCGUUGUGGCUUGGUGCAGAGGUGUUAGGGUUUCGAGGCUCGCCUUCCAUUGGCGUGGCGUACAGCACGCGAGGGGCGCCCAAGCAGUCACCCUACGACUGCAGCCACAUCGCAAUGACCUACACUGCCCUCGCCAUCCUCGCCACCCUAAAUGAUGAGCCUUCUCCCAGUCAUAGCCCUGUCGAAGACGAGGAGGCGGAAGAGAGGAGCAAGGAGGGUGCGGGUGCGAGGUGCGGAGAUGGAGUGGAUGCAGCAGUGUGUGGGGGAGCAGGAGAGGCGGGGGGCACGACAGGAGAGGCGGGGGGCACGACAGGAGAGGCGGGGGGCACGACAGGAGAGGCGGGGGGCAUGACAGGAGAGGCGGGGGGCAUGACAGGAGAGGCGGGGGGCAUGACAGGAGAGGCGGGGGGCAUGACAGGAGAGCUCCGAGGCAUGGCGAAGUCGCUGCGAGAGCUGCAACUGCAGGAUGGGAGGUGA
This is a messenger RNA of Closterium sp. Yama58-4, 951 nucleotides long. The record is from the annotation of a GenBank genome assembly. Lineage: Eukaryota; Viridiplantae; Streptophyta; Zygnematophyceae; Desmidiales; Closteriaceae.